Molecule: messenger RNA, 726 nt
Organism: Manacus vitellinus (golden-collared manakin)
Lineage: Eukaryota; Metazoa; Chordata; Aves; Passeriformes; Pipridae
Product: killer cell lectin-like receptor subfamily B member 1B allele B
Exons: 6
Coding region: 1-726 (241 amino acids)
Source: RefSeq, a predicted model, not a curated record
AUGGCUGGGGAAAUGGGUCAUGCCGAUCUAAGAAAUCCUGGGAAUGGGCCUUCUCCAGCUGAGAAAUGUCCUGCUCCUGCCCCAUGCCCGUGGUGGCACAGAGUCCUCCUCACAGCCGGGGCUCUGGGGCACCUCGUCCUGCUGGUGCUGGUGGUGCUCCGAAAUGUGAGUGUUUUUCAGGGAUCUCCAGGUCCUGAAAGUGACACCAGAGUUGAGAGCCAGGCCAGGAACCAGAGGGAGCAAUGCAUCUUCCCAUCCCUGUUGUGGUACUUCUGCCAGCCCCAGGGGCAGAGCCCCCCAGCCCCUGCUGGCUGCAAGCUGUGCCCCCAGGACUGGCAGCUCCGUGGGGAGAGAUGCUACUGGCUCUCCAAGGAAUCGGGGAACUGGACUCGGGGCAGGAAAAGCUGCGAAGAUCAGGGCUCCGAGCUGGUGGUGCUCAAGAACGAGACAGAAAUGGAGAACGUCGAGAGUGUCACAAGUAGGAUCUCGUGGUCGGUGUGGGUCGGGUUGAGGUCGCGGCAGAAGGAGUGGACGUGGGUGGAUGACACCCCCUACGACCCCCACAGGUUUGGGGACCUGCCGGAGCUGGAUAAAGGGUGUGGGACCCUGAAAGGCAAGAGCUUGGAUCUUGAUAUCUGUGCCAGUGACCACAAGUGGGUUUGCCAAAAAGCCCCUUUCCAGCUCUCCUCGCCCACAGUUGGGAAGCUGGAUGAUGCCUCCACCUGA